AACGUGGUACAGUCCGGUAUUCUGGCAGUGUCUCGGCGCGGGGAAGGUGUUCCGCUUCAGCCGUUCUUCCUCCGGUGUUGUGUCCGCUUUGUUUGUCAGUGUGUGCGGUUGUCGGCCUCUGUGGUAUCAUGUCUGUGGCCUUUGCAGCUCCCCGGCAGCGGGGGAAGGGGGACAUCACCCCGGCUGCCAUCCAGAAGAUGUUGGAUGAAAAUAAUCAUCUAAUCCAGUGUAUUAUGGACUAUCAGAACAAAGGAAAAACUUCAGAAUGUUCUCAGUACCAACAAAUGUUGCACACAAAUUUGGUUUACUUGGCUACCAUUGCAGACUCCAAUCAAAAUAUGCAACCAUUGUUACCAGCACUACCCACACAGAACAUGCCUAUGGGUCCGGCAGGAAUGAAUCAGAGUGGCCCUCCACAGCCACCACGUUCACACAACAUGCCUUCAGAAGGAAUGGUAGGAGGGGGCCCUCCUGCACCACACAUGCAGAACCAGAUGAACGGCCAGAUGCCUGGACCCAACCAUAUGUCUAUGCAAGGACCAGGACCAAACCAACACAGCAUGUCAAAUAGUUCAAUGCCUAUGUCUUCGAAUAAUCAUGGUUCUAUGGGAGGAUAUAACCAUUCUGUGCCAUCUUCACAAAAUAUUCCAGUCCAGAAUCAGAUCAGCAUGACUCAAGGGCAGUCAAUGGCAAACUAUGGUCCCAGACCAAGCAUGAAUAUUCAGCCAAAUCAAGGUCCCAUGAUCCACCAGCAGACUCCCUCACAGCAGUAUAACAUGUCUCAGGGUGGUGGACAGCAUUACCAAGGCCAGCAGACACCUAUGGCGAUGAUGGGCCAAGUUACCCAAGGAAAUCACAUGAUGGGUCAAAGGCAAAUUCCUCCAUACAGACCUCCACAGCAAGGUCCACCUCAACAGUACUCAGGCCAAGAAGACUAUUAUGGAGAACAGUAUAGUCAUGGUGGACAAGGACCUCCAGAAGGCAUAAAUCAGCAAUACUAUCCAGAUGGUCAUAAUGAUUACGGUUAUCAGCAACCGUCGUAUCCUGAACAAGGCUACGAUAGGCCUUACGAGGAUUCCUCAACACAUUAUUCUAAACCAUCCUUAGGUAAUGCUCAGUAUGCACAACAGCAAGAAACCUAUCAAGGACCACCACAGCAGCAAGGUUACCCACCUCAGCAGCAGCAGUACACUGGCCAACAAGGUUAUCAACCCCAGCAGCAAGGUUAUGGUCCUUCACAAAGUGGACCAGGUCCUCAGUACCCUAACUAUCCUCAGGGACAGGGUCAACAGUAUGUGCAAUACAGACCUUCACAGCCAGGACCCCCACAGCCGCAACAGCAAAGACCUUAUGGAUAUGAUCAGGGUCAGUAUGGAAACUACCAACAGUAGAAACUCCCAGGUUCCUGUAGCCAGUCCUUGUAGCUCUUGUACUUUUUCCUCAGAACUGUGGUCAUCUUCCCUUGGAGAGUUCAUUAACUUUAUCUUUUACAUUUGGGGAAAACUACGUGAAUUGAUGGCAGCUUCUCAGUCUUUGCGUGUUAACCAUGGAAGACUACAGAGAUUCACAUGCCCAGCUUAAUUCAAGUUGUGUACUCUAGGUGGUGAUGUUGCAUCACAGAUUCCAAGUCGUCCAUGUGUCUCAUGGAAAGCCGACCUUUUAAAUGGUGGAGAGGUUUUAGGAAACUUUUUUUUAUUUUUAUUUUCCCUCUGAUAGAAUUCAAUUUGUUCAGUGAAUUUUAUCUCUGUGAAUUUUAUCACAGAUUUAAUGUGUAAACCAUAAUAAUAGGGCAGAGAAUAGUGUAUUUUAAAUGUAUCCAUUGAACAUUUAAAUAUGUGUUAUCUUUAAAUAUGUGAAUAAUUGUUUUCCAUAAAUUAAGUACUUUGAAUGUUUUUUUUUAAUAAAAUGAUUGCAAAACCAUUAUCUGUGCAAAUUCAUUAAAACUAGAGAAAAGAAAUUGGAGAUGUUGCCUGUAGCAACCGGUUACAAUUUGUGUUUUUGUUGGUCUAAUAAAUAGAAUGUGAAACUUGAUUGGUUGCUGUUAGCAACACUGUUGUGUAUUUUGUUUUCUGAUUUUAAUGAAUUGGCCUCAUUCAAUUAUUGUGCAUUGCCAGAAUUUUUCUCCACUCCAUCUUAAAGGAAAACUCCAGCCAAG
Messenger RNA from Nanorana parkeri, 2155 nucleotides. It is a transcript of the gene SS18, whose product is annotated as SS18, nBAF chromatin remodeling complex subunit. The record is from RefSeq and is a predicted model, not a curated record. Lineage: Eukaryota; Metazoa; Chordata; Amphibia; Anura; Dicroglossidae. Gene Ontology annotation, biological process: positive regulation of transcription by RNA polymerase II. Gene Ontology annotation, molecular function: transcription coactivator activity. Gene Ontology annotation, cellular component: nucleus. The coding region runs from base 129 to 1391 and encodes 420 amino acids. The transcript has 11 exons.